GCGCGCAGUCCCGCCCGUGGGGAGCCGCCACUCACCCUGUGAGCGCCGAGCCUAGCCCAGACCCCGACCUAGGGCGCCCUUCCCCCGGCCUCUCCCCUCCCGGCGUUCGGGGAUCGGCUGCUCGGCCUGACUCCGCCCGACAGGGCCCGCUCCGCGGGGCCUUCCGCCCGAGGUCAUCGGCUCCGGCUGUCCCCCGUCCCCCCGGCCCACACCCUCCGCCACCGCCAUGAGCGGGGUGGCGAUCCCCCACACGCCCAUCGCCGUGGACCUGUGGAGCCUGCGCCGCGCCGGGUGCGCACGGCUCUUCUUCUUGUCGCACCUGCACGCGGACCACGCGGCGGGGCUGGGCAGCAGCUGGGCGCGGCCUCUCUACUGCUCCCCGCUCACCGCGCGCCUCCUGCGCCGCCGCCUGCGGGUGUCUGAGCAGUGGAUCCGAGCUCUGGAAGUCGGAGAGAGCCAUGUAUUGCCUCUAGAUGAUGUGGGACAGGAGACCAUGACUGUCACUCUCCUGGACGCCAAUCACUGCCCCGGCUCAGUCAUGUUUCUCUUUGAAGGAUACUUUGGAACCAUCCUCUACACAGGUGAUUUUCGGUAUACACCAUCCAUGUUGAAGGAGCCGGCCCUGGCUUCAGGGAAGCAGAUCCAUACACUAUACCUGGACAACACCUACUGCAACCCAGCCCUGAUUCUUCCUUCCCGACAAGAAGCUACUCGCCAGAUCAUCCAACUCAUUGAAAAGCACCCACACCACAACAUAAAGAUCGGUAUGGCAUCACAGCUGCAGGUGUUUUCCCCCCCAUCAGUGUCGUCGAGUGCCUUCUGCAGUGCGAAGAAGCUGAAAAUAGAACCCUCUGGCUGGGAUGUCUCAGGACAGAGCAGCAGCGACAAGUAUUACACCCACAGCAAAGCCCUCCCAGCCACACAAGGGCAAGCUAGCUCCUCAAGCCAGGUAGCAAAUUUCAGUAUUCCUGCUUACGACCAGGGUCUCCUCCUCCCAGCACCCACCGUAGAGCACAUUGUGGUAACAGCCGCUGACAGCUCAGGCAGUGCCGCUCCAUCCACCUUCCAAAGCAGCCAGACCCUGAGUCACAGAAGCAACGUUUCUCUGCUCGAGCCAUAUCAAAAAUGUGGAUUGAAAAGAAAAAGUGAGGAAGUUGACAGCAACGGUAGCGUGCAGAUCAUAGAAGAACACCCCCCUCUCAUGCUGCAAAACAGAACCGUGGUGGGUGCUGCUGCCACGACCACCACUGUGACCACCAAAACGAGCAGUUCCAGUGGGGAAGGGGAUUACCAGCUUGUCCAGCACGAGAUCCUUUGCUCUAUGACCAACAGCUAUGAAGUCUUGGAGUUCCUCGGCCGGGGGACGUUUGGUCAGGUGGCAAAGUGCUGGAAGCGGAGCACCAAGGAAAUUGUGGCUAUUAAAAUCCUGAAGAACCACCCCUCCUAUGCCAGACAAGGGCAGAUUGAAGUGAGCAUCCUCUCCCGCCUAAGCAGUGAGAAUGCUGAUGAGUAUAAUUUUGUUCGUUCUUACGAGUGCUUUCAGCAUAAGAAUCACACCUGCCUUGUGUUUGAGAUGUUGGAGCAGAACCUGUAUGACUUUCUAAAGCAGAACAAGUUUAGCCCACUGCCACUCAAGUACAUCAGACCCAUCUUGCAGCAGGUGGCCACCGCCUUGAUGAAACUCAAGAGUCUGGGUCUGAUUCACGCUGACCUUAAGCCUGAAAACAUAAUGCUGGUCGAUCCAGUUCGCCAACCCUACCGAGUAAAGGUCAUUGACUUUGGUUCUGCUAGUCACGUUUCCAAAGCUGUGUGUUCAACUUACCUUCAGUCACGCUACUACAGAGCCCCUGAAAUUAUUCUUGGAUUGCCAUUUUGUGAAGCUAUCGAUAUGUGGUCCCUGGGCUGUGUAAUAGCCGAGCUAUUUCUGGGAUGGCCUCUUUAUCCUGGUGCUUCAGAAUAUGACCAGAUUCGCUACAUUUCACAAACACAAGGCCUGCCAGCCGAAUAUCUUCUCAGUGCUGGAACGAAAACAACCAGGUUUUUCAACAGAGAUCCUAAUUUGGGAUACCCACUGUGGAGGCUUAAGACACCUGAAGAACAUGAAUUAGAGACUGGCAUAAAAUCGAAAGAAGCUCGAAAAUACAUUUUUAACUGCUUAGAUGACAUGGCACAGGUCAAUAUGUCUACAGACCUAGAGGGAACGGACAUGCUGGCAGAGAAAGCUGAUCGAAGAGAAUACAUUGAUCUGUUAAAGAAAAUGUUAACGAUUGAUGCAGAUAAGAGAAUUACUCCUCUGAAAACUCUCAACCAUCAGUUUGUGACAAUGACCCAUCUUCUGGAUUUUCCACAUAGUAAUCAUGUUAAGUCUUGUUUCCAGAACAUGGAGAUCUGCAAGCGGAGGGUUCACAUGUAUGAUACAGCCACUGUUUUAGCUUCCAGUUCUACUGCAGCAGCUGCUACUCUUUCUCUGGCUAAUUCAGAUGUCUCAUUGCUAAACUACCAGUCAGCUUUGUAUCCGUCUUCUGCUGCUCCGGUCCCUGGAGUUGCCCAGCAGGGUGUGUCCUUGCAGCCCGGAACCACCCAAAUUUGCACUCAGACAGAUCCAUUCCAGCAAACCUUUAUAGUAUGUCCACCUGCUUUUCAAACUGGGCUACAAGCAACAACAAAACAUUCUGGAUUCCCUGUGAGGAUGGAUAAUGCUGUGCCAAUUGUACCCCAGGCGCCAGCUGCUCAGCCACUGCAGAUCCAGUCAGGAGUGCUCACCCAGGGAAGCUGUACACCACUAAUGGUAGCAACUCUCCACCCUCAAGUAGCCACCAUCGCACCGCAGUAUGCGGUGCCCUUUACCCUGAGCUGCACAGCCGGCCGGCCGGCGCUGGUUGAACAGACCACUGCUGUACUGCAAGCUUGGCCUGGAGGAACACAGCAAAUCCUCCUGCCUUCAACGUGGCAACAGUUGCCUGGGGUGGCACUGCACAAUUCUGUCCAGCCCACAGUGAUUCCAGAAGCCAUGGGUAGCAGCCAGCAGCUAGCAGACUGGAGGAAUGCCCACUCUCAUGGUAACCAGUACAGCACCAUCAUGCAGCAGCCAUCCUUGCUUACUAACCAUGUGGCCCUGGCGACAGCCCAGCCUCUGAAUGUCGGGGUUGCCCAUGUUGUCAGGCAACAGUCCAGUUCCCUCCCUUCCAAGAAGAAUAAACCAUCUGCUCCAAUCUCCUCCAAACCUGCUGUGGAUGUUCUGCCUUCCCAAGUCUGUUCCUUGGUUGGGGGCAGUCCUCUUCGUACUGCAUCUUACCAUUCCCUCAUCCCCGUCCAAGAUCAGCAUCAGCCAAUCGUCAUUCCAGACACUCCCAGCCCCCCUGUGAGUGUUAUCACUAUACGCAGUGACACUGACGAAGAAGAGGACGGCAAGUAUAAGCCCAGCAGCUCUGCCCUGAAGCCGAGGUCUAAUGUCAUCAGUUAUGUUACUGUCAAUGACUCUCCAGACUCUGACUCAUCUUUGAGCAGCCCGUACUCCACUGACCCCCUGAGCACUCUCCAGGGCAAUAGUGGACCACUUCUGGAAGGGCCCGGCAGAGUUGUGGCAGAUGGCACUGGCGCCCGUACCAUUAUUGUGCCUCCACUGAAAACUCAGCCUGGUGACUGCACUGUAGCAACCCAGGCCUCAGGUCUCCUGAGCGGUAAGACCAAGCCGGUGGCCUCCGUGAGCGGGCAGUCGUCUGGAUGCUGUGUCACCCCCACAGGCCACCGAGCGCAGCGUGGGGGGACUGGCGCAGCACAGCCACUCAACCUUAGCCAGAACCAGCAGUCGUCCUCAGCUCCGUCCUCGCAGGAGAGAAGUGGCCAUCCCGCCCCCCACAGGCAGCAGGCAUUUGUGGCCCCGCUCUCCCACGCCCCCUACGCCUUCCAGCAUGGCAGCCCACUGCACUCGACGGGGCACCCACAUCUGGCCCCCGCCCCUGCUCCCCUGCCAAGCCAGCCUCACCUCUACACGUAUGCCGCCCCCACCUCUGCUGCCACACUGGGCACCCCCGGCUCCAUUGCUCACCUUUUCUCCCCGCAGAGCUCCUCACGGCCUGCUGCGGCCUACGGCGCCCACGCCAGUGCCCUGGUGCACCAGGUCCCCGUCAGCGUCGGGCCCAGCCUCCUCGCAUCAGCCAGUGUGGCCCCCACUCAAUACCAACACCAGUUUGCCACUCGGUCUUACAUCGGGUCCUCCCGAGGCUCGACCGUUUUUGCUGGGUACCCUCUGAGUCCCACCAAGAUCAGCCAGUUUUCCUAUUUGUAGUUGGGUGUGCGUGAGGGAGGAGGGCUCACCUCCACCCAUGCCUGGCCCUGAGCUCGGAGAGCUGGCGUGGUGAGCCCCCUGCCCUUCUCAUAGUUCUGCAGCCAGCAGCUCAUUCUGCAGAGCCGUGACACAGAAGGCUUUUCUCUGGGAACCUGUCUCAGUGUUGACUGCGUUGUUGUAGUCUCCCAAAGUCUGCCCCAUUUUUAAAUUUUUCUUUUGUGACAGCACUUUGGUAUUUGGAAGAACUCAGAAGCUCAUCUUCUGAAGUU
Messenger RNA from Dipodomys spectabilis (banner-tailed kangaroo rat), 4557 nucleotides. RefSeq names its product homeodomain interacting protein kinase 1 (gene Hipk1). Lineage: Eukaryota; Metazoa; Chordata; Mammalia; Rodentia; Heteromyidae. The record is from RefSeq and is a predicted model, not a curated record. Gene Ontology annotation, biological process: protection from non-homologous end joining at telomere; double-strand break repair via nonhomologous end joining; smoothened signaling pathway. The coding region runs from base 227 to 4288 and encodes 1353 amino acids. Gene Ontology annotation, molecular function: damaged DNA binding; 5'-3' DNA exonuclease activity; ATP binding. Gene Ontology annotation, cellular component: cytoplasm; PML body; nucleus. The transcript has 18 exons.